AUGGCCGGGGUGGCGGCCGGCGGGGCUGCCGCGGGGGCGGCGGCAGCGCUGGGCGAGGUGGAGGACGAGGGGCUCCUGGCCUCGCUGUUCCGAGACCGGUUCCCGGAGGGCCAGUGGCGAGAGCGGCCCGACGUGGGGCGCUACCUACGCGAGUUGAGCGGCUCGGGGCUGGAGCGGCUGCGGCGGGAGCCCGAGCGGCUGGCGGAGGAGCGGGCGCAGCUGCUGCAGCAGACGCGGGACUUGGCCUUCGCCAACUACAAGACGUUCAUCCGCGGCGCCGAGUGCACCGAGCGCAUCCACCGCCUCUUCGGGGACGUGGAGGCCGCCCUGGGCCGCCUGCUGGGCCGCCUGCCCAGCUUCCAGCAGAGCUGCCGGAACUUUGUGAAGGAUGCCGAAGAGAUUGGUUCUAACCGCCAUAUGAAUACUCUGACCCUGAACCGGCACACAGAGAUCUUGGAAAUCUUGGAGAUCCCUCAGUUAAUGGACACCUGUGUUCGAAAUAGCUACUAUGAGGAGGCUCUUGAGCUUGCAGCCUAUGUGCGCAGACUGGAAAGAAAAUAUUCUACCAUCCCUGUAAUCCAGGGCAUUGUUAAUGAAGUCCGUCAGUCUAUGCAAUUGAUGCUCAGCCAGUUGAUCCAACAACUUCGAACCAACAUCCAACUCCCUGCCUGUCUCCGAGUUAUUGGCUAUCUUCGUCGAAUGGACAUUUUCACAGAGGCUGAGUUGCGAAUCAAGUUCUUACAGGCCCGAGAUGCAUGGCUGCGUUCCAUCCUGACCUCCAUUCCCAAUGAGGAUCCUUAUUUUCACACCACCAAGACCAUCGAGGCAUGUCGUGUCCACCUUUUCGACAUCAUCACACAGUACCGUGCCAUAUUCUCUGAUGAGGACCCAUUGCUGCCACUGGCUGCCGGUGAGCCCUCGGUGAACGAGAGCGCCAUCUUCCACGGCUGGGUCUUGCAGAAGGUCUCACAGUUCCUGCAGGUGUUGGAGAGUGACCUUCAGCGUGGAGGCAGCGGCCGCCUGGACUCGCUGCUCGGCCAGUGUAUGUACUUUGGGCUCUCCUUCAGCCGAGUAGGGGCUGAUUUUCGGGGCCAACUUGCACCUGUGUUCCAGCAGGUUGCUUUGAAUACUUUCAAGAAAGCAGUUCAAGAAGGUGUGGAGAAGUUUCAGGAUGAAAUGAAUUCCUAUACUCUUAUUUCUGCUCCUGCUGCACUGCGGAGUGCGAUUCCUGCUGCCGUCCCUGUGACUCAGCCUGGAACCUUGCAGCCCCCCAUGGGACUGCUGGACUUCCCACCACUGGCUUGUUUCCUCAACAACAUUCUGGUUGCAUUCAAUGAUUUGCGUCUCUGUUGUCCUGUGGCACUGGCUCAGGAAGUGACUGCCUCUUUACAGGAUGCCCUUGGCAAGGUAACAAAAAUAAUAUUGGCCUUUCACCGGGCAGAGGAGGCAGCCUUCAGUAGCCGGGAACAAGAACUCUUCAUCCAGUUCUGCACUGUUUUCCUGGAAGACUUAGUCCCUUACCUAAAUCGCUGUCUCCAAGUCCUCUUCCCGCCGACCCAGAUAGCACAGAUUUUGGGUGUUCCACCCACUCAGCUCUCCAAGUUCAGAAGCCUUGGACAUGUCAAUAUCCAAGUCAUCCAGGAGCCCUUGGCUUUUAUCUUGCCAAAGAGAGAGACAGUUUUUCUAUUGGAUGAGAAAGGACUGGAACAAGAGAUCAUAGCUCCAGCUCCAGAACUUAUAGAACAGGAACCUAGUCUGGCAUCUGCUCCUGAAACUUCCCUAGAGAAUACAGAAGAGGAAAGUGCCCUGGGGGACCCUUUGCCAUCUGACCCUCCUUCGACUGGGACCUAGUGCGAGGGUAGCUAGUGCCUCCUCCUUAAACAUCUGCAGAGUUUGGGACCUGUGCCUCCUGGAGUCGAUAAUUUCUUGACUGGAUAUACAUCUGCAAGACCCAGUACCAUCUCCAAGCUCUGUCUGACCCUGUCCUACAACUUGAACCCUUUUACCCAGAAUCUGGGUGGGCCUAUAUUAUAUGCAGGGAUUUUGGAGGAAGAAUGUUUGUUAACGGUGCUGUGGCCUGACCACAUUGACUUCUUGUGAUUGAAUUUACCUCUAGCAGGCCUGUGGCCUUUUUUCUGAGACUGUCCCUGAGGAGGUGACAUAGGAAUACACAUAUACAGAAAGGGAGUUGUGGAGUAACUCUUUGGGUUUGAAAAUAGAUUGGGUGGCAUAUAAAGAUAUAUAAUAAAUAAAAAAUAUUUUAGCCAUGAUGA
This is a messenger RNA of Vombatus ursinus (common wombat), 2273 nucleotides long. It is a transcript of the gene COG8, whose product is annotated as component of oligomeric golgi complex 8. Lineage: Eukaryota; Metazoa; Chordata; Mammalia; Diprotodontia; Vombatidae. The transcript has 5 exons. Gene Ontology annotation, cellular component: COG complex. The record is from RefSeq and is a predicted model, not a curated record. Bases 1 to 1851 code for a protein of 616 amino acids. Gene Ontology annotation, biological process: intra-Golgi vesicle-mediated transport.